Messenger RNA from Tilletiaria anomala UBC 951, 1270 nucleotides. RefSeq names its product YebC-like protein. NCBI's taxonomy places the organism in Eukaryota, Fungi, Basidiomycota, Exobasidiomycetes, Georgefischeriales, Tilletiariaceae. The transcript is spliced from 3 exons. The coding region runs from base 55 to 1113 and encodes 352 amino acids. The record is from RefSeq and is a predicted model, not a curated record. Gene Ontology annotation, cellular component: mitochondrion.
AGCCCAUCGUUGACACGCUCCUCUUCAAACCGAGCAUCGGGUGCAUCAGCGAAGAUGGCAAAGCGUUUGAGGCUGGAGGUGCUUCCGCUGCGGCAAGCUGUGCAACUAUGGGCGACGACGCGGCCCUUCACUGCAUGUGCGGUGUGCGCCUCGGGCCACAAUAAGUGGUCCAAGAUUAAGCACAAGAAGCAAGCGAACGACGCUGCACGCGGAGCGUCAUACGGGACGAUCUCGCGCGAGAUCAUCGCGGCGAUCAAGGCACACCCGAGUGCUGCGCCGGCGGGACAAGCGUGGGACCCGGCGCACAACGUGCGACUUGGUAUGCUCGUGAAGAAAGCGAAGGAGCUGGGCUUUGCGAAGGACAAGAUCGAGAACACCAUCGCCAAGGCGAGCGGGCGCGGUGCGGAUAACUUGCAGACGGCCACGUACGAGGCGCUCGGGCCGGCGGGAGAGAACGGGCAUGCGGUCGCGUUGGUGAUCGAGUGCAGUACCGACUCGCCAGCGCGGACGCACGCCAAGGUCCGCGAGACGUUCAACAAGGUCGGUGGUCGGCUGUCUUCGACGGCGCACCUGUUCGACCGUGUCGGCAUUGUGCGCGCCGCGUGCACGGACGCGGGCGGGACGUACGAUGCGCUGUUCGAGCUCGCGGUCGAGCACGGCGCGACGGACGUCGUCCCGCUGCUGCCGGGCAGCCGCGCGCGUGCCAAGUUGAGCGAUUCCGAGCUCAAUGCCAUCCUGAUCGCUGCCGCGGACGCGAAGCCGCAGCCGCCGAUGUCGUCGCUGUCGCCGUCUCCCUCGAAAGACGCCGCCGCCGCCGCCGACGACGGCGACCUGCCGGUCCUGGUGGUUGACGUGCACUGCGCGCCGGCAGACGUGCGAGGGCUCGCUGAGGCGCUACGCGGCGCGGGGCAUGCGGUGCUCGACGCAGAGCAGAAGUUGCUGCCGAAUGGGCCGCUGCUGCACGUGCAGGAUGCCAACGCCGAUGCCGAUGCAACCGCGGGCUGGGUCGACGGCGAGUAUGUGCAACGCCUGGACCGGAUGCUGAGCCUGCUAGAGGAUAACGCGGAUUGCACGCGCGUGUGGAGCAAUCUCGCCGGCUGGCCCGCGCGGUGAUCGUUGACGCGCGUCUCACAUUGCACGUCCCGUGGCUGGGUGCCCGGUGUGUAUGUGUAUGUACAGCGUGGACGCGGCAUCCAGCAUGACCAUUGGCGGUGCAGUGCACUCCUGUGUAAAUAUUAUAUAGCAUGAUUGAUAGACGCUUGCAAACCCU